Molecule: messenger RNA, 1083 nt
Organism: Aspergillus neoniger CBS 115656
Lineage: Eukaryota; Fungi; Ascomycota; Eurotiomycetes; Eurotiales; Aspergillaceae
Product: HNH endonuclease signature motif containing protein
Exons: 3
Coding region: 1-1083 (360 amino acids)
Source: RefSeq, a predicted model, not a curated record
AUGGCCUCCGCAGACAACUCCAAUCGACGUAAAGCAGCUAUUCCAAGCCCCGCGGGCGAGUUUCGUGAACCAAAGCGGCAUGGCCUGAUCGCACAGCUGGUAUGUGCUGCAAAGCUUACCAAGCUUGAUUCAAUCACCUGGGCUUGUUUGUGGUUUGCGGAUCUCUCGAAAUUAGAAAGUCUCGUGUCAUCCUGUGGAUGGAACUCACCGUACGGUUUUAUGGUGCACCGCAAUCUCUCGAAGAGUGAGGAUAAAACACAAGUAAUUGAUGCCUGGGCGGUUUCAAGGCCCAAAGAAGAAUUGGAAAAGGCCUAUGAAGACGAAGAAUCAGAUACCGAGGGGCCUCCGAUCAAGAAGCGUCGGUUGACUUUGAACACAGAAGAGAGUCCCAGUUCUGCAGAAGAAGCAGCCACUCAUUUAGCCAAUAGACUAUGCACUGAGCGAGUUAAUGCCACUUGCGUGGUCACCGGUUGCCGUGAUCCGGUCGAAAUCGCACAUAUACUCCCCAACGGUCUUGGAAGAAUGGAAACUCAAGUACUCCAGAAAUUUUGGUUUCCUCUGCACCGUUUCUGGAGCCAAGAAAGGAUCAUGGCAUGGAUGAAACAGGCUGCAGGCCCAGAAGCCACAGAGGCCUGCUCGAACCUCUUGUGCAUGACGGAUAUGGCCCAUAAAUUAUGGAAAAAAGCACGCUUUGCCUUGAAACCGCUGUCUUUGAGUGAGGAUCGGAGGUCACUUGAGGUGCAAUUCUACUGGCUCCCGGUUCAUAACUACCGUUCGAGGAUUCCAGCAACCGAAGUCCCCAGUCGUAUGUCUCGCAAGCUCUCCGGAACAAUUGUUGAUGGAAAAGAAACCAUGCUUUUUAAUAUUGCCACAAAUAAGAAACUAUGCUCUGGGGAUAUUCUUACCUUCACAACAAACGACCCUAACAGUCACCCCCUUCCAUCCAUGGAGUUGCUAGACAUGCAGUGGGUCCUAAAUCGAGUUCUUGCCCUCAGUGGUGCCACUUACGCCACAGACGAAGAGCUUUACCCCGAUUUCUCGUCGAAUGAGGGCUCAUUUUGGGAUAGCGAGGAAGGUUUCUGA